Babesia sp. Xinjiang is the source of this 714-nucleotide messenger RNA. Its product is annotated as Flap endonuclease 1. Bases 1 to 714 code for a protein of 237 amino acids. The transcript has a single exon. Gene Ontology annotation, molecular function: 5'-flap endonuclease activity; 5'-3' exonuclease activity. NCBI's taxonomy places the organism in Eukaryota, Apicomplexa, Aconoidasida, Piroplasmida, Babesiidae. The record is from RefSeq and is a predicted model, not a curated record.
AUGGGUAUCAAGGGGCUCAUUGGAUUUCUAAGUGAAACGGCGCCCGGUGCGCUCAGUGAUGUCUCUUUGGAUAGCUUAUCGGGCACAACAGUCGCAAUCGAUGCUUCAACGGCGCUAUACCAGUUUACGAUCGCCAUACGAGAAGGAAGCUACCUAUCAUCCCUCCAUAACGAAAAGGGAGAAUCAACAUCACAUAUCGCAGGAUUGAUUAACAGGUCUCUAAAACUAUUAGAAACGGGUAUUAAACCUAUUUUCGUAUUCGAUUCAACACCGCCAGAAGCUAAACUACAAACGCUCGCAAAGAGAAAGGAGUUGAGGCAGGAAGCCGAAGCUGCACUGGCACAGGCCAAAGAAAGUGAUGAUAAGGAAGCCAUUAAAAAAUACGUCGGAAGAACUGUUCACAUCUCGAAGCAGGAAAACGAUAGCGCAAAACAACUAUUGCGUUUGAUGGGAGUGCCAGUUGUUGAGGCUGAAGAAGAAGCGGAAGCUCAGUGCGCAUAUUUAGUCAAACAGGGUCUGGCUGAUGCCGUUGCUACGGAAGACGCUGAUGCUUUGGUGUUCGGUUGUGGAACACUCUUGAAGAAUCUUACCGCCAGCAACAAAAAGAUCGUUAAGGUCGAAUUACCAAAGGUCCUUCAACUCCUCAAACUAAGCCACGAAGAGUUCACAGACUUCUGUAUAUUGUGUGGAUGUGACUACUGCGGCACACUCUAA